Molecule: messenger RNA, 562 nt
Organism: Funneliformis geosporum
Lineage: Eukaryota; Fungi; Glomeromycota; Glomeromycetes; Glomerales; Glomeraceae
Source: the annotation of a GenBank genome assembly
UAAGUAUUCUCAGGCUCAAUUAUCGGGUUGUUCUUGGUUUUUUUCUCCUGAGCAACCGCCCAUGAAUUCAGAACCUAUCAUUAGAGAUAAGCCACAAAUUCCCACCAAGAAACCCAUUCAACAAGAUAAUCCGCCAUUACUUACUGAAAUAAGCGAAACACCUAUCACUAAUUAUCAACCAAAAUCAAUAAUUAGCGGAAUUUCAACCCCAAGCAUUAGUCAAAAAACAGAAAUCAGCGAACCAUUGCCGGAAAUUACUAAGCGGUUAGAACCAAAAGAAAAUAUCCUACUAACCAAAAUUAGAAAUUUAGAGGAGCAACUAAAACAAACCCAAACUGAGAACAACAAUUUAAAAGCAUUAAUUAAUUCAGAAAGAAAAAUCAACCAAUCCUUACACUCAACCAUCACUAAUUUAACGCACAAAUUUCAUACUGACGAACAAAACCACACUAACCUCCUAAAUGCUUAUCAAAAAGCCUUAAACGAUAAAGCCAGAGUGGAAAAGCAAGUUAGUUAUUAUGAAAAGCAAUUAAAAACUCUUGCUAAAAGUCUUUAUCAAUGA